This is a messenger RNA of Dermacentor albipictus, 2618 nucleotides long. RefSeq names its product dnaJ homolog subfamily C member 7-like. Gene Ontology annotation, molecular function: protein binding; NAD+-protein-arginine ADP-ribosyltransferase activity. The record is from RefSeq and is a predicted model, not a curated record. Lineage: Eukaryota; Metazoa; Arthropoda; Arachnida; Ixodida; Ixodidae.
UCUUCCUUAUGCGCAAUGAUCUCGCUCAGCGAUUGCUACGCCGCGAAUAGUGGACUUUGUUACUACCUAAUGAAAGCUGACAACCUGCGACCCGAUGCGCUUCGGAGAAUUCUCGCUGAUGAACUGGACGCAGACUCCGCGUUUCUCGAGGCAUGGACUGAGGCGGGUGAGUUUUAUGGGAAAACGCAGGAUCCGCACUCACCGCUGUGGAAUUUUAUGCCUAAGGAGAACUACCUGGCAAUCAUCUCCUACACGCUGGACAGGCCGAACAUCUGCUUGAGGUUUAACGCUGCCUGCCGUAACGCUCGGCCGACAGACCAAAGCUGGCGUGCGUUUGGUUUCAAGAGCCUCUGGUGCCUGCUGGUUGAGGCAUUUCGUCGCCUUCCACCCUUUUAUUAUGUUCCCCAUGAGUUGUACCGGGGUGUUUCCGAUUUCUGCGGCUCUGACCUAGCGCCACUGCCGUUCCCACACUUCGUGUCGGCCAGCGUGUGCGACUACCAAGCCUCGAAGUUCGGUUGGCGAGGGCAUCUCCUCGCGCUUCUCCAUGUGCCUCCCGAGUUCGUGAGGGACAUCAGUCCGUACUCUAUCUACCCACACCACGCCGAAGUACUCAUUUGGCCGUUGUGCAGUUUCACGCACAUGACUAAUGGCCGUGACUACUGUCAGUACUUCCAUUUCCGUGGCGCCUUUCCCUUGUGCAAUCCUUGUGUACCCGAACCUUGGCAGCCCUGCAGGAGAAACAGGCCAGUGCCCUGGAUGGGCGCAUGGGGAAGACCGCGCACACCGUUGGCCACGAUGCAACAGUUCUGUUUGGUUAUUGCCGGUGCAGCCGGUGUAGCUCCCGCACAGCCAGACGCCGAUUGUCCGCGCGCAGUCGUCCUCGCCGAAUACAGUCGUGCAGAGGUCAGGAAGACGAGUGAGAAAAGGUUGGCUGAAUUAAAAAAGGAAGAAGGCAAUGAACUGUAUGGUCUUCAGAAAUAUGAUGAAGCAGUCAAGCGUUACACAGAAGCUAUUGAACUGGAUGGGAGCAACGUGGCCUACUACUCUAAUCGAGCAGCUUGUUACAUGAUGCUGGGGAACCACAGGGCUGCCCUGGAUGACUGCCACCAAGCUCUGCUGAGAGACCCACACAACGCGAAGAGCUUGCUGCGCGAAGCCAAGUGCUACGUCGCAUUAGGGGACCCUGCUGCCGCAAUGCGAAGCCUUCACUUGCUGCGCGAUCUGGAUCCCCAGAAUCCCGCUCUCCCUCGUGAGCUGAAAAGUGCAGAGAUCCUGCAGCACUUCCUGGAUGAAGGUGAUAAGGCCUAUGAAGCACAGAACUAUGAAAAGGUAAUCUACUGCAUGGAUCGUGCAUUGCAGCAAGCCGUGUCCUGUUCCAAAAUUGAAGUGCUCAGAGCAGAGAGUCUCGCCCUCUUGAAGCGAUUGCCUGAUGCACGCCAGAUUGCCAACAACAUUAUGCGUGCUGAACCCACAAACGCAGAUGCCAUGUAUGUAAGAGGUUUGUGCUUCUACUAUGAGGACAAUAUUGAGAAAGCUCUCCAACACUUCCAGCAAGUUUUGAGACUAGCACCAGACCAUCCCAAGGCGUCUGCAGCAUACAAGAAAGCACGUCUACUAAAGUCAAAGAAGGAUGAAGGCAACGAGGCAUUUAACAAAGGGAACUUCCAAGAGGCAUUUAACGUCUACACAAGUGCUUUAGAAGUGGACCCAAACAACAAACUUGCAAAUUCAAAAUUGUACUUCAACCGUGCCACUGUCUGCUCAAAGAUUAACAAGCUCAACCAAACAGUUGAAGACUGCACUACUGCGAUAUCUCUGAAUGAGGAUUACCUGAAGGCUUACUUGAGGCGGGCCAAAACCUACAUGGAUCUGGAAAUGUAUGAAGAGGCUGUGCGGGACUACGAGCGUAUCUUGCGGAAAGACCAUACUCGAGAAAACAAACGACUGCUAGAUCAGGCAAAAUUAGAGCUGAAGAAGAGCAAGCGCAAGGACUACUACAAGGUUCUUGGAAUCCCAAAGGAUGCAACUGUCGAUGACAUCAAAAAGGCCUACAGGAAGCGUGCCCUCCUACACCACCCUGAUCGACAUUCCAAUGCUUCUGAGGACAUGAAGCGGGAACAAGAGAAAAAGUUCAAAGAGCUUGGUGAGGCCUACAACAUUCUCUCUGACCCCAAGAAGCGCAUGCGUUAUGAUGAAGGCCGCGAUUUGGAAGACAUGGACAGCUUUUCUUCAGAUGCCAGCCCGCAUGUUUUUAGGACAUUCUUCGAAGCCCCUGGAUUCUUCUCCACCGGUGGUAGUUCCUUCCAACAUGAUGCAGGGUUUGGCUUUCCAGGAGGCUUCAGUUUUCAGUUUGGAUAAAUCUGAAAUUUUACUGCCAAGUGUGUCUGUUCAUAUUAUUAUAUAAAUUUACAGAAUAAACUGUCUUCAGUCUUCAUGCAUACAAUACUGUUAGAUGCUAAGCAAUUUCUUGCCCUUUCUUUAAUUCAUGCACAGUCAUCUUUGCAGUAAAUGACAAUGUUCAUAAAUGGUGCAUGACGGUUUUGUGUGAAUGUCUUCAUUAGUUUUCAGACUCAUUCAGAUCAGUUGCCAACAGUCAAUAAAAGCAUUCCAUCAGUGCA